AGGAACCGGAUAUUAUGUGACAACAUGGAAGAUGGCGUCUCAGCAGCAACAACCCGGCGGUCCAAUGUCUCAACCCGGAUUGCAACAGACUGCUUCAAUACAACAACAACUCAGUCAACAGCAAGACUUUGAUCCAGUUCAUAGAUUUAAAAUGCUUAUUCCACAACUGAAGGAGAGUUUGCAGAAUUUAAUGAAGAUUGCAGCCUUAAAUUUGUCCCAUAACACUUCAAUUGACAACGGCAUUAAAAGCAGUGACACGUCAGUUCAACGCUUUGACAAAAGCUUAGAGGAAUUUUACGCCCUUUGUGAUCAAGUGGAGUUGUGUUUGCGUCUGGCGUACGAGUGCCUUUCGCAGAGCAUCGACAGCGCCAAACAUUCCCCCAACCUGGUCCCAACAGCCACCAAGCCAGACACGGUGCAGACAGAGUCCAUGUCUUARGCCCAGUACCUCAGCAUGAUCAAGUCUCAGAUCUCCUGUGCCAAAGACAUUCACAACGCGUUACUGGAGUGCUCCAAGAAGAUUGCUGGAAAGGGUCAACAUCAGGGGAUCAUGUAGACUUGGACAGACUAUUCAAACUCGUUUUGCAUGUUAUGCAAAAAUCCAGCGAAAUAGUUGUUUUUUAUGUUGUAUUUUUGUACAUACUGUAUUCUUGGAAGUUUUUUUCUCUUUAAUGACCAGCAGGUGGCGACAGAGUGCAGGUAGAGAUUUUGUAACAUUUGUAUUGACUAAUAAAACCUUUCUACAGAUGCUGAGGUUUCUGUUAUUCAGUAUGUACAGAGGAAAAUGAUCCAGUAACAUAUUUAAUUGGCCAUUUAUGUGAAAGCAAUGGAAAUAUAAAUGGGCAUGCAAGUUUGACAAAAGUUUAACAGUGUAGCUGAAUAUAUUAAAGAAAAAAUAAACUUGUAUUUGUAAAAAUG
Austrofundulus limnaeus is the source of this 918-nucleotide messenger RNA. It is a transcript of the gene med29, whose product is annotated as mediator complex subunit 29. Gene Ontology annotation, molecular function: transcription coregulator activity; transcription factor binding. The record is from RefSeq and is a predicted model, not a curated record. Gene Ontology annotation, biological process: regulation of transcription by RNA polymerase II. Lineage: Eukaryota; Metazoa; Chordata; Actinopteri; Cyprinodontiformes; Rivulidae. The coding region runs from base 32 to 556 and encodes 174 amino acids. The transcript has 4 exons. Gene Ontology annotation, cellular component: mediator complex.